UACUGGAUGAUUUCAGUCAAAAGGCAUAGUUAUUAUCAUAAGAAAAAGUCCUGCAAGAAAGCACAUGUUGCCACUUUACUCAUUAUUGAAAUGCCCUUAUGACUGUCAGAGAGUACAGGUAAGCUGCCAGAGAAGGCAGAGAAAGAGAGAUCAAAGUGUUUUUGUUUACUUCUUUGAAGUCUAGUAGUAUCUACUGUUUACCAUGCCCACUUCUUGAUUCAUGCUGAAAAUUGGAAUUCACCCAUUUCUCUCUUUUUCCUGUCUAAGAUGCAGAUGGGGCACAUUUCGUUGACUCCAUCAAUCCCUGCCCCCACGCAUUAGCACAUGCACACGUAUACCUAGCCAGUGGAAAAGAAAAACGAGUUACUCACAUUCAUCCAUUCUACAAAGAUUUCCAGGCUGCAAUGGGAGGGCUUUACCUCUCCCUGAAGGAUGAAUAAAUAGGUAGCUUUACUGACAACCUGUUCACAGUCAAACUGAAGUGAAAACUGAGACCAAGGUCUUGUUCUACUGGCACUUAUGAGAUCCAGUCCUGGCAACAUGGAGAGGAUAGUCAUCUGCCUGAUGGUCAUCUUCUUGGGGACAGUGGCCCAUAAAUCAAGCUUCCAAGGCCAAGAUCGCCUCUUGAUUAGAAUGCGUCAACUUAUAGAUAUUGUUGAUCAGCUGAAAAAUUAUGUGAAUGACUUGGAUCCUGAAUUUCUGCCAGCUCCAGAAGAUGUAAAGAGACACUGUGAGCAGUCGGCUUUUUCAUGUUUUCAGAAGGUUCAACUAAAGUCAGCAAAUGCAGGAGACAACGAAAAGAAAAUCAAUGUAUUAAUUAAACAGCUGAAGAGGAAACUACCUCCCACAAAUGCAGAGAGAAGACAGAAACACAGACCAACAUGCCCUUCAUGUGAUUCUUAUGAGAAAAAACCACUCAAAGAAUUCCUAGAAAGACUGAAAUCACUCAUCCAAAAGAUGAUUCAUCAGCAUCUCUCUAGAACACAUGGAAUAUGAAGAUUCCUGAGGAUCUCACUUGAAGCUGGACACUAUAUUACAUACUCUAACAUAGCAGGGAAACUCACUUCUUGGUAUUCCAAAUGAAGGAGGACAAUAUAUUAGUGAUGGGGAACCGAACUCAGAUAAGUGUUCCAAGUCAGGACUAUUUCCCCCAAAUUGCUAUGCAACACUUCAGUUUGAUUCACAUGCUUUGCGUUUGGUCAACUUGAAAAAACUUCCUACUCAAUUAGAGUCUAAUUUCCUCUGUUAUGGAUUUCUAUGACUUCUAAAGUUUUUAUUUUAUCUUACUGCCCAAUAUAACAUUUCUUGGUUGGGGGAAAAGCUCAAAAAUUUGAAUCCAAAAUAACAAUUUUGGAUUUAUUGAUCUUAUAUUAGCCUUGAUCUUGAUUACUACAAGAAUGAGGUCUCUGACAAUCAUAACUUAAAACUUAUAUACCUUUAUUCAAGCUGAGAAAUAUAGAGGCAUAGGAUCAAAAUGAAAAGUUGAAGUCUUUUUCUUUUAAGGAAAUGAAAACUGAGAGUUUAAAAUGUAUAUCUGAAGAGUUUACUUUUUAUCUCAGAAUGUCUAACAUAUAAAUAUAUAUUUUAUUUAUGUA
Molecule: messenger RNA, 1595 nt
Organism: Equus caballus (horse)
Lineage: Eukaryota; Metazoa; Chordata; Mammalia; Perissodactyla; Equidae
Gene: IL21
Product: interleukin 21
Biological process (GO): immune response; positive regulation of natural killer cell mediated cytotoxicity
Cellular component (GO): extracellular region
Molecular function (GO): cytokine receptor binding
Source: RefSeq, a predicted model, not a curated record